This is a messenger RNA of Melanotaenia boesemani (Boeseman's rainbowfish), 1943 nucleotides long. It is a transcript of the gene tdh2, whose product is annotated as L-threonine dehydrogenase 2. The transcript has 8 exons. The coding region runs from base 50 to 1186 and encodes 378 amino acids. Lineage: Eukaryota; Metazoa; Chordata; Actinopteri; Atheriniformes; Melanotaeniidae. Gene Ontology annotation, molecular function: L-threonine 3-dehydrogenase activity. The record is from RefSeq and is a predicted model, not a curated record. Gene Ontology annotation, biological process: L-threonine catabolic process.
CAGUGUAAUCAGUUUGUUAUGGUAACUCUCUUCAGGACUGCUUCUGGAGAUGCCACCAGGUUUUCAGGUGUGUGUGCCCACUGCAGCGUUCCUGGGCCUGUUUUGCCGAGGCUGUCUCAGCAGGACGCAGAGUUGGCCCAGUCGCAGCUUCAGUUCUGCCCCCAAGCAGAUGAGCAGGUGGAACAGCCAAGAAAGCUCCAACUCCCAAAAUCCUCAAGAAAGCCCACGUGUCCUCAUCACAGGUGGCCUGGGGCAGUUAGGUGUGGGACUUGCACAGAUGUUGAGAAAACAGUAUGGAAGAGAGAAUGUAAUCCUGUCAGACAUCAAGAAGCCUCCACCUCAUGUUGUCGCCAGUGGCCCAUUUGUAUACGCUGAUGUUUUGGAUUACAAACACCUCAGAGAACUGAUUGUAAAUAAUCGUAUUACUUGGUUGGUCCACUACAGCGCUCUGCUGAGUGCCGUAGGUGAAGCUAAUGUGGCUUUGGCACGAAAGAUCAACAUCACAGGCCUGCACAAUGUUCUGGACUUGGCUCUUGAGAACUGCCUUCGCCUCUUUGUGCCCAGCACCAUAGGAGCAUUUGGUCCAUCUUCUCCACGUGACCCGGCCCCUGACCUCUGUGUUCAACGCCCUCGAACAAUCUAUGGUGUGUCUAAAGUGCAUGGUGAACUGAUGGGGGAGUAUCUCCAUCAUAAAUAUGGUUUAGACUUCCGCUGCCUUCGUUACCCUGGUGUGAUAUCUGUCAACACACCUCCUGGUGGAGGAACAACAGACUAUGCAGUUCAAAUCUUCCACGACGCUCUCAACACAGGUCACCAUGAGUGUUAUUUGCGACCUGACACCCGGCUCCCCAUGAUGCAUAUCUCUGACUGCCACCGUGCCACAGUAGAGUUUAUGCAGACUCCAGAGUGCCAGCUGUCACUGCGUACCUAUAACAUAGCUGCCAUGAGCUUCACUCCAGAGGAGGUGGCCCAAGAAAUCCGCAAGCAUCUUCCUCACCUGACGGUCACCUACAAUCCAGACUCUGUCCGCCAGACAAUUGCAGACAGCUGGCCUGUGAGAUUUGAUGACUCCAACGCCAGGAGAGACUGGGGCUGGGCACCAGCCUUUGGGAUUGAGGAGCUGGUCUCAGAUAUGCUGCGCUCCGUUCGAGACAAGAGGACCAACGAAGGCUUUUCAGUCAGCUAGCAAAACCUUCUCCCCAAAGAUUGACCAAUGCCCUACCACUGGCUUUUCUUUAGCCUGCAUUUACCAACAGUUUUCUUUCAUUUCAUACUGUGAACCAGUAUCCUGUGUAUUUCUCUGGGGAAAAACAGCAAUGCACCAGGGACAGAAUGUAAAACAGGAAUUCUUACCUGUCAAUAUACAGUGGAAAGUGACAUUGUCAUACACAUUGUACACAAACUUACACAUUUCAGUCUUCUUCAGGGAAUCAUACUGUUAAAUCUUCUCUUCAUCAUUGUUGUUUUUAAUUGUUUUAAGCAUCACUUUACACAUGGGAAUGUCACUUCAAAUGAAACAGAAAAAUACUUAAGCCUAAGAUAUUUCCAAAUGUCAUGAUAAUUGCAUGCAUGAACACGUUCUUUUACAAUGUCUUUUACAGUGUCUACAGUAUAGAACAACUGAACACUUUGAGUGGCAAAACUGUUGCACAUCUCAAUUCCAGGAUCAUCUGGAGUAGCUGGCUCACUUAACUCUGGACUAUCUUCAAGCAGUUUUUAUAAUAUAGUCUAUCACAUGACAAUUACAUAUUUUAUAUAUCUCCACUACCCCUGCUGUGGCAUAUAACAGAGAACCUUUAUUUGACUUUUUUUGCCAGCAGUGUGCCUUUGGUUAUGAAUGAGUACCAAUAUCAAAUCCAGGAUUAUUAGCUUUGGAAAAUAAUUAAUAAAAAAUGCUGUGUUGAUUUAAUCAGUACUUGAAUAAUAAUAAAAAAUGUUAUUUA